UUUAUGAGGUGUAAGAUAUCAAAGCCUAAGGAUCCAUGCAAAUGAAAGAGCAAGCUCAGCAAAUCCUUACUCUUAUUAUAUCCUUGCUCUGCUAUAAAUAGCAGACUCUACUUCUCCAUUUAUCACCACCAAUUUCAGUCUCUCUUCUUUUAUAUCACCAUGGCUAAGCCUAUGAUCGUGCUCUCUCUUUCUCUUUGCUUUCUUGCUCUCUUCCAUGGAUCGCUAGCUAGCCGUUCGUUUCAGAUGCAAAAUGAUCAGUGCCAACUCAAUAGGAUCAAUGCUCUUGAGCCUGACAACCAUAUUCAGUGCGAAGCUGGAACCAUCGAGUCAUGGAAUCCCAACCGCGACCAGUUCCAAUGCGCUGGUGUUGCUGUCAACAGGCAUACCAUUGAACCCAAGGGUCUUUUGUUGCCAGCUUACCACAAUGCUCCACAACUUGUCUACAUUGUUCAAGGUAGGGGUAUGCUUGGAGUGAUGCUUCCUGGAUGUGCUGAAACAUUCCAAGAAUCUCAGCAGUCUGCUGGUAGGAGAGGCAGCACCGAUAGGCAACAAGAACAACACCAGAAAAUUCGCAAUGUCCGUCGCGGCGACAUCAUUGCUUUGCCUGCUGGUGUUUCUCACUGGUGCUAUAAUGACGGAAACGAACGCCUUGUUGCUGUCAGUGUUUAUGACACUGCCAACAGUGACAACCAGCUCGAUAAUAACCCCAGAAGCUUCUAUCUUGCCGGUAAUCCAGAAGAUGAGUUCCGAGGAUCUAGACGCCAGGGUGAACGUGGACAGAGUGAAUUUUCCAGACGUCCUAGUAGGGAGCGAACACAAGGCUCUUGCAAUAACAUGUUCUGCGGGUUGGACUCCAGUCUCCUAGCGGAAGCUUUCAACAUCGAUGAGCAAUUGGCAAGAAAGCUUCAAAGCGAGAAUGACAACAGAGGCAAUAUCGUUAGAGUCGAAGGCGACCUUGAGGUGACAAGACCAUCCAGGAGUCAGCAAGAGAGAGAGGAGCAAGAAGAACGCGAAUACGAUCGCCGACCAGCACCUUUCAAUGGCAUCGAGGAGACAUUCUGUACCAUGAGAUUGAAGGAGAACAUCGCUGAUCCUUCACGUGCCGAUGUGUUUGUCCCUGAAGUUGGCCGCUUGAGCACCGUCAACAGCCAUAACCUCCGUGUUCUCCGUUCCCUCCAACUCAGCGCUUCCCAUGUUGUCCUCCGCAACAAUGCUAUCAGACUGCCACACUGGCACAUGAAUGCACACAGCGUUAUAUACGCCAUCAGGGGCCAAGCCAGGAUUCAGAUAGUUAACGAAAACGGUAACAGCGUCUUCGAUGGCAGUGUCAAAGAAGGACAGGUGUUGACUGUGCCACAGAACUUCAUGGUGGUAAAAAGAGCAGAGAGUGAAAAAUUCGAAUACAUAGCCUUCAAGACCAACGAUAACGCCAUGACAUCCGAUGCUGCUGGCCGCACGUCAGCUCUUCGAGCCAUGCCUCAGGAUGUCUUAGCCAAUGCAUUCGGAAUUUCAAUCGACGAAGCAAGAAGGAUCAAAUUUAACAGGCAGGAGACUACUUUUGGUCGAUCAAGGUCUCAGCCUGGAAGGAGAAUUGCUUAAUUAAUUUCAAGGAAAUGUAAAUUAAGAGGGGCUUGCACAUGUAGCCUUUCUGUUAUGAAUGUGCAGAGGUUUAGAAAAAUAAAAGAGACACUAGAUGGUCUCUGUUGUUUGUUUUGCAAGUAAAGAAACAGAUUCUUUUACUUGCCA
Mercurialis annua (annual mercury) is the source of this 1746-nucleotide messenger RNA. Its product is annotated as 11S globulin seed storage protein Ana o 2.0101-like. The transcript is spliced from 4 exons. Bases 160 to 1599 code for a protein of 479 amino acids. NCBI's taxonomy places the organism in Eukaryota, Viridiplantae, Streptophyta, Magnoliopsida, Malpighiales, Euphorbiaceae. The record is from RefSeq and is a predicted model, not a curated record. Gene Ontology annotation, molecular function: nutrient reservoir activity.